This is a messenger RNA of Drosophila busckii, 12935 nucleotides long. RefSeq names its product ankyrin-3. Lineage: Eukaryota; Metazoa; Arthropoda; Insecta; Diptera; Drosophilidae. Gene Ontology annotation, molecular function: protein binding. The record is from RefSeq and is a predicted model, not a curated record. Gene Ontology annotation, biological process: signal transduction. The coding region runs from base 16 to 12894 and encodes 4292 amino acids. The transcript is spliced from 20 exons.
UUAAGUGUCCCAAACAUGGCACAGUUUGUGACUCAUAUACAGCCAACGCUGAUGGAGGCGUCGCAAGGUCAUGUGCCGCACCAUCAUGGUCAUCAGGUAGGCAUGCAGCAUACGUCGCAUUUGCCACAUAGUGGCCACAACAUGCCAUCGCCACCAACGGCACACAAUCAUCAUCAUCACCAUCAUUCGCAACAACAACAACAACAGCAGCACCACCAACAACAACAUCCUCAUGGCUCAGCAGCAGCUCAUCAUAGCUCACAGCAGCAGCAUCAGCAGCAGCAGCAACAGCAUCAUUCGCAGCAGCAGCAUCCGCAGCAGUCGCAUCCGCAUCACAGCAACAAAAAGUCUCAUGGCAAAUCCAGCAAAGUCCAAAGUCCCAUAGCGCAGUUGGCAUCUCCGCCAGCGGAGCACGUUGGACACUACGAUUACUUUCAGCAUCAGCAUGAGCUGGCAUUUCAACAUGGCGGCGGCGUCGGUUCCAACAACAAGCAUCCUGACAAGCAUGAGCACUGCCCUACAGGACAUCAGAGUGCGGGCGAUGGCAACACAUCCUUCCUACGUGCCGCACGCGCUGGCAAUCUCGAGCGUGUGCUGGAGCAUCUAAAAAACAAUAUAGACAUUAAUACCAGCAAUGCUAAUGGUUUAAAUGCUUUGCAUUUGGCCUCCAAGGAUGGACACAUACACGUUGUUUCCGAGCUGCUGCGUCGCGGCGCCAUUGUGGACAGCGCCACAAAGAAAGGCAAUACGGCGCUGCAUAUUGCCUCGCUGGCUGGACAAGAGGAGGUGGUAAAGCUGCUACUGGAGCACAAUGCCUCAGUCAAUGUGCAAUCGCAGAAUGGCUUCACUCCGCUUUAUAUGGCUGCGCAGGAGAAUCACGAUGCUGUGGUGCGUCUCUUGCUGUCCAACGGUGCCAAUCAGAGCUUGGCUACUGAGGACGGCUUCACUCCUUUGGCUGUGGCCAUGCAGCAGGGACACGAUAAGGUAGUCGCUGUGCUGCUUGAGAGCGAUACGCGUGGCAAGGUGCGUCUGCCAGCGCUGCAUAUAGCUGCCAAGAAAGAUGAUGUCAAGGCAGCUACGCUUUUACUCGAUAAUGAUCACAAUCCCGAUGUUACCUCCAAGUCCGGAUUUACACCACUGCACAUUGCUUCGCAUUAUGGCAAUCAGAAUAUUGCUAAUUUGCUUAUCCAGAAAGGCGCCGAUGUCAACUACUCGGCCAAGCACAACAUCAGCCCGUUGCACGUGGCCGCCAAGUGGGGCAAGACCAACAUGGUUUCGCUGCUGCUUGAGAAGGGCGGCAACAUUGAGGCCAAGACUCGCGAUGGACUCACACCGCUGCACUGCGCCGCACGCUCAGGCCACGAGCAGGUGGUGGACAUGCUGCUAGAGCGCGGUGCUCCUAUUAGCGCCAAGACUAAGAACGGUCUAGCUCCUUUGCAUAUGGCCGCCCAGGGUGAACAUGUGGAUGCUGCUCGCAUUUUGCUCUAUCAUCGUGCUCCCGUGGAUGAGGUCACUGUGGAUUAUUUGACGGCGCUGCAUGUGGCUGCUCAUUGUGGACACGUGCGCGUGGCCAAGCUGCUGCUAGAUCGCAAUGCGGAUGCCAAUGCACGCGCUCUUAAUGGUUUCACGCCUUUGCACAUCGCUUGCAAGAAGAAUCGCCUCAAGGUGGUGGAGCUGCUGCUUAGACAUGGCGCCAGCAUUAGCGCCACCACAGAAAGUGGCUUGACUCCGCUUCAUGUGGCCGCCUUUAUGGGUUGCAUGAACAUUGUCAUCUAUUUGCUACAACACGAUGCCAGUCCAGAUGUCCCCACUGUCCGGGGUGAGACUCCACUACAUUUGGCGGCACGCGCCAAUCAGACGGACAUUAUUCGCAUAUUACUACGCAAUGGCGCCCAGGUGGAUGCACGUGCUCGCGAGCAGCAGACGCCGCUGCAUAUUGCCUCGCGCUUGGGCAAUGUGGAUAUUGUCAUGUUGCUGCUGCAGCAUGGCGCCCAAGUGGAUGCCACCACCAAGGAUAUGUACACGGCGCUGCAUAUUGCCGCCAAGGAGGGGCAGGAUGAGGUGGCUGCUGUGCUGACUGAGAAUGGCGCUGCCUUGGAUGCGGCUACCAAGAAGGGCUUUACGCCAUUGCACUUGACCGCCAAGUACGGUCACAUCAAGGUGGCCCAGCUGCUGCUGCAGAAGGAGGCGGAUGUGGAUGCUCAAGGCAAAAAUGGCGUCACUCCGCUGCAUGUUGCUUGCCACUACAACAAUCAACAAGUGGCGUUGCUGCUGCUCGAGAAGGGCGCCAGUCCUCAUGCCACGGCUAAGAACGGACAUACGCCAUUGCAUAUUGCAGCACGCAAGAAUCAGAUGGACAUUGCAACUACGCUGCUGGAAUAUGGCGCACAGGCAAAUGCCGAGAGCAAGGCCGGCUUUACUCCAUUGCAUUUGAGCAGCCAGGAGGGUCAUGCUGAGAUCUCCAAUCUGCUGAUUGAGCACAAGGCGGCUGUUAAUCAUCCAGCCAAGAAUGGUUUGACUCCCAUGCAUCUGUGUGCGCAGGAGGACAAUGUGAAUGUCGCCGAGAUCUUGCAGCGCAAUGGCGCCAACAUUGACAUGGCCACCAAGGCGGGCUACACUCCCUUGCACGUGGCCUCGCACUUUGGUCAGGCUAACAUGGUGCGCUUCUUGCUGCAGAAUGGCGCCAAUGUGGAUGCUGCCACUUCCAUUGGCUACACGCCACUGCAUCAAACCGCCCAGCAGGGCCAUUGCCAUAUUGUCAACUUGUUGCUGGAGCAUAAGGCUAAUGCCAAUGCACAGACUGUCAAUGGACAGACUCCACUGCAUAUUGCUCGCAAGCUGGGCUACAUAAGCGUGCUGGAUUCGCUGAAGUCCAUUACUAAGGAGGAGGAAACUGCUGCAGCGCCAGCACAGGCGGAGGAAAAGUAUCGCGUGGUGGCGCCCGAGGCCAUGCACGAGUCCUUUAUGUCCGACUCUGAGGAGGAAGGCGGCGAAGAUAAUAUGCUAUCCGAUCAGCCUUACCGCUAUUUGACCGUUGAUGAAAUGAAAUCUCUAGGCGACGACUCGCUGCCCAUUGAUGUGACACGUGAUGAGCGCAUUGACUCCAAUCGCAUGACCCAGAGCGCCGAAUAUGCCAGCGGUGUGCCGCCGACCAUAGGCGAGGAGAUGAUAAGUCCACACAAGGCGCAGGUAUAUGGCUCCUCGCCCAAGGCUACAGUCGAUGGUGUCUACAUAGCCAACGGGCAUGAAGAGCCACCACAUGUGGGUCGCAAGCUGAGCUGGAAGAGCUUCUUGGUCUCGUUUCUGGUCGAUGCGCGUGGCGGCGCUAUGCGAGGCUGUCGCCAUAGCGGCGUGCGUAUGAUUAUUCCAUCACGUUCCACUUGCCAGCCGACGCGGGUGACCUGUCGGUAUGUAAAGCCGCAGCGCACAAUGCAUCCACCUCAGUUGAUGGAGGGUGAGGCGCUGGCCAGUCGCGUGCUCGAGCUGGGACCCUGCUCGACCAAGUUCAUUGGUCCGGUGGUCAUGGAGGUGCCACAUUUUGCCUCGCUGCGUGGCAAGGAGCGUGAGAUUAUCAUACUACGCUCGGAUAAUGGCGAAACCUGGCGUGAGCAUGCCAUUGAUAACUCCGAGGAGAUUAUACAUGAUGUAAUGCAGCAAUGCUUUGAGCCGGAGGAAAUCGCACAGUUGGAGGAGCAGGCUGGCAAUCAUGUUUGCCGCUUUGUUACCUACGAUUUUCCGCAGUACUUUGCUGUCGUAUCACGCAUACGCCAGGAGGUGCACGCCAUUGGACCCGAGGGCGGCAUGGUGUCCAGCACUGUGGUGCCGCAGGUGCAGGCCGUCUUUCCACAGGGCGCGCUCACCAAGAAGAUCAAAGUCGGCUUACAGGCGCAACCUGUUGACCCCGAUCUAACGGCCAAGCUGCUGGGUCGCGGUGUGGCUGUCUCACCAAUUGUCACAGUCGAGCCGCGUCGUCGUAAAUUUCACAAGGCUAUAACACUUAGCAUGCCCGCACCCAAGGCACACAGCCAGGGCAUGAUCAAUCAGUAUUCCGGCAAUACGCCCACGUUGCGACUGCUCUGCUCUAUAACAGGUGUGUUUCGGAAAAGGUCUCUAAAAGGCGGCCCGUCCCGUGCACAGUGGGAGGAUGUUACCGGCUCCACGCCGCUGACCUUUGUCAACGACUGCGUUUCCUUUACCACAACAGUAUCGGCACGCUUCUGGCUUAUGGACUGCCGUAAUAUAUCCGAUGCAACCAAAAUGGCCACAGAGCUGUACAAGGAAGUCAUACACGUGCCCUUCAUAGCCAAGUUUGUGGUGUUUGCCAAGAAGAUUGAGCCCUUCGAGGCGCGUUUAAGAGUCUUCUGCAUGACCGAUGAUCGUGAAGAUAAAACGCUAGAGAAACAUGAGCUCUACACAGAGGUGGCCAAGAGUCGUGACGUUGAAGUGCUCGAGGGCAAGCCGCAGUAUAUUGAAAUGGCUGGCAAUCUGGUGCCGGUGACCAAAUCUGGCGAUCAGCUGCAGCUGCAGUUCAAAGCCUUCCGCGAGAAUCGUUUGCCCUUCACAGUGCGCGUUAAGGAUCAGCAUGCGGAUAUUGUGGGUCGCACCUUGUUUAUGAAGGAGCCCAAGGUGGCCAAGGGCGAGCAGCCGCAGCAGCCCAUUUGCAUUUUGAACAUUGUGCUGCCCGAGGCGGUUAUACCCGACUCGACCACUGCCUUUUCGGAUCGUGUGUCUGCUACUUAUCGCAGCUCCAUGUUUAGCCUGAGCAAGCAUCAGAACGAUCACUAUAUAGGCGAUAUACGCAUUGUAGAUCUGUCCAAUCUGCUAGGCAAGGACUGGAUACAGUUGGCGCCCGAGAUAGGCAUCAAUGCGGAGGAAAUCGAUGAGAUCAUCAAUCAGAAUACCGACAGUAUUGCGCGACAGGCGCAGAGCAUGAUACGCUUAUACAAGGAUAAGCCCAACUAUGAUAUCCUGGCGCUAGAGGCAGCACUCAAGCUCAUCAAACGUGAGGAUAUUAUGAAGAAAUGCAAGAGCGGACGUUUAACGCAUUCGCGUGAGUUCGAUGAAGCGGAUAUUAUGAAAAACUCCGAGUCUGUGGAGGAGCUGGUUCGCAGAGAAAGCAAGCGAAUACAGCAAAUCAACGAACGCGAAGAGGUUAAAUACUCUGCUGAGGAGAAGGAAGUGGAGGAGAGCGAGUCCGAUGAGGAGCAAGCCAAACGCACUGUAGCCGAGCGUCGCGAGAAGAUCGUCAAGCGUCUAUCCGUAGAACGCUCCAUACCUGCCUCUACACAAAAGAAAGAAAUUACACGUGAAAUUACCGAAAUCAAGCGCAAGAGCUUGAUUGAAGACAAGAAAGCGCAUCAUGAAUCGGAGAUUCUAAUGCAGCUGCCUGCCGAUAAUGUUAUAAUCAAAACCGCAACUGUGCCCGAGCAAGUUAUCAAAAUGAAAAUGGGCAAAAUGGAUUCAACGGAAAUAAGCAAAAGCGACUUUGAUAAGGAGCUAACGCACAAGCUCAAAACCUCUGGACGUAGCUCAGAGGAAGAGGAGCAAGAUCAGCCCGAUAAGGUGGACAAAAUAAUCAAAGACAUAAGCAGCGCUGAGAAGACAGAGAAAAAGGAUAUUGCUGGCACCAGUCGACAGACAACGAUAACACGUCAGGAGGCCAAGGAUAUGACUGAGGACUUUUUGGAAUUCGAAAAGCGCAGCCAGCUGCCAUCAAGCCAAGAGAAAAAGAGUCCAACUAUGCCACAGGAGUCCAUCAAGCAAGUGGAGCAGGUCAUCAGCGAGGUCACUGAGACAGCCAGCAAGAAGGUCGAGAGCAUUAUUAGCAACUUUGAGCAGGGCAAAGAGCAGCUGCAGCAAAAGAGCAGCGAAAUUACUACGGAAACAACGAAAAUCAGCGAGACUAUAAAAAGCUUGCAGCAGGCACAGUCCACUUCAUCAGAGUCUAGCAAGUCUACAGAUAUUUCAGAGAGCAGCAAGAUUGAAGAGAAAAUCGCAGACUUUGAGGCCAAAAAAGUGCGCUACGAUUUUCAUGGCGGCGAGCCCAAAACUACACAAAUACCCAAAUUGGUUAAAAAGUCCAGCGAGGAGCCGCUCAAGCCCACAGCAGCGCCACGUGCUGCUCCUGAAGCUGAGCUUGAAGUCAAGCAGGAGAAGCCAUUGUCCAAAAUACCAGUGGCCAGCAAAUUGCCAGAGGUUGAGGCACGCAAAGUGACGCAAGACUUUUUGCAAAUGGAGCAACAGGCGCAGUUGCCAGCAGUUGAGCUGAAGCCAGCGCCAGCUGCUAGCAAAAUACCCAAAGUAGAGCCCAGAAAGUCCAUAGAGAAGCCAGCAACAGUGCUAGACGAUGUGGUAGCCGCCACUGCUAGCAUAAUGACCUCAGGCAUGGCUAGUGAGCAGCCCAAGCCGCAGGCAGAGAUUGCUGCCAAGGCAGAGACUGUUAAUGAGAAGCUUACUGAACUCAUUGAUACAUUCCACAAGGUUGAGGAGCAGGUGCACAAGACAGAGAAACCUGCGGAAAUAGCAAGCAAAUUGGCACCUUUGGCUGCAGAGCCGCCCAAGACGGAUAAAGUGGCUGAGAAGGUUAGUGAGCUAGUCGAGACAUUCCAUAAGAUUGAAGAGCAUAUUAGCUUGGAUGCGCGCAAGCAUACGCAUGACUUUCUAAGCAUGGAGCAGCAAAGUCAGCUGCCCAGUCUGCUCAGUCAGCCCAGUCAGGAUGCCAGUCUUACCUCCACCACCUCCACAGAGCAGGAGUCAUUGGUAUCCGUAAAGGCAGCACCAGCUGCUAGCAAAAUACCAGUCAAGUCCACUGUAGAAGAUAAAACCGAAAAGACAGACAAGACAACUACACCAAAGGUGACAACCACUGAACGUCAGCUUACCGCAGAUUUUCUGCAAAUGGAGCAACAAACUCAGCUGGCAGCACAGCCAGCUGCCAGUGCUAUUAGUGAACUCAUUACAGCUACAGCUUUAGUGCCAGAAAUAGUGCAGACCAAGCCCACAGCAGAGUUGGUAGCUGCCGAUGGCAUCGAGUCCGCUGCACCCAUUGGCGAAGUAUCGCCAUUUGCCACACGCAAGCUGACUGCAGAUUUUCUUGCCAUGGAGCAGCAAACACAAGAGGAUACAACACUGUGUCCACCACCAAAGCCCAUGGAACCACGCAAAUCGCUAACAGAUGCUGAAUUCUGUCAAUAUGUGGGUGAGAGCAUCACCAAAAAGAUGAGCGAGGGUUUGAUUGAAAUGACUGAUGAGCUCAAACAAUUAGCGAGUGACAUACCACAAGCCCAGACUCCACCGCCCACACCAAGCGAUGCCAAAGCAGAAAAGCAAAGCGAGCCUGACUAUAUGGCCGAUACUAUUAAAACACUGCACAGCACUACAGAGUCAACAUUUGAGCGUGUUGCUGCCAUUUCUACAGUUGCUGCACUAGAAAAGUCGAGCCUAGAGCAAUCGUUCAUAUUGCCUACUGAGCAGUUAAGUCAAGAAAUCGGUGAUGUUAAAGUUGGUGAAGUUCAUUUUGCUGUGCAUGAUAUUGAUGAUGAUAAUGAUGAUGAUCUUGAGCUGGCAACGCGUAUACGCGAGGAAGCCAAAAUUCUAGUCGAUAAUGUGCUUGAAGAGAGCGUUGAGUUUAUUGAGACUCAUGGCCCGGGGCAGGCCAAUGGUCAUCAUGAUUUAGUCAAGCAUGAAUAUAAUUCAGAGAGUGAGAAUUAUGCCAUAACAUGCGAUGAUAUUGUUGGCGUUGAUGUUAUCAAGUCGCCCACUAUUGAGUCCAUGUCGGGCAAAUCAUUCGAUGAUAAUAUGAGUUUUACCGAUGAGCACAUUAAUUUACCCUUGCAUGCAACUACAGUGAGCACACAAUAUCAGCAACAACAACAACCACAACAACAGCAACAGCAGCAGCAACAACAACAACAAAAAGAAGCAACAAAAGUUAGACGCAUAGCGCACAAAAUUGAUAAACUAGCCACAGAUCUAGAGGAUGUAAGCGCGAGUUUUGAUGCUGCCUACGAGGCGAAUGUGCCAGAGGAUGAGCUCAGUGCGCUGCAAGCAGAUUACUCAAAGCUCAGUUGGGACGACAGUGUGUCGCCCACGACAAAUACAAUGGGCGAUCAACAGCAAAUAACGCCCGAUAAUGAUUUACAAGACUUGUUGACAGCAACAGACGGCGAUUUACUACCAGUUACAACUGAAACCACACCCGUACCACCAGCAACUAUAACGACGGAUAGUCAAGACACACCCACACCAAAACCACGCGUACUCAAAGCCAGCUCCCCCGUCAGCACUACCUCCGCACCAACUCCCAUUGGAGCACCAACCGAUCUACCAUUGGACUCAGCCCUUGAUGCGCCCGUGCCCAAGCCGCGUGUGCCCAUCAAGCAUACCGAGCAAUUUGAAAACUUAGCCGCCCUGGGCGAGCAAUCAGAUAGCAUUAGUCUGCGUAGCCUAGACUUUACCGAGGAGCUCUCCAAAACCGAUGAGCCCUCCACCGAGCUGUCCAUGUCCACGCAGCUGCGUGGCAUAGUUACGACUACAACCACCACAACUGCCUCGGAUCAAACCGAAAGCUUUGAGCCCACAAGCGAAAUAUCUGUAGACGAUGCUGAUACAGAAAAGUCCGAGGCGGAUGGCAAGACCACUAGCUUCUAUAUAGGUGAAUCCAGUCGCAAUGUUAUAACCAAAACCAGCACCAAAUCACCGCUGGAUGAGCAGGCUCCCAUGGAUAUGGGCAUAGAAGCCAAGGAUAUUGGCCUAAUGAAAGAAGCCUCUGUUGACUCAGAUGAAGCCAACGAUGCUUUCAAGGAGUACAUUACAAUGAAACCAGAUGAUGCGCCCGCUAUGGAUAGCAAAAUAGCUAGACAAGGCUCUGAGACACGCAAUGAUUUGCUGGAGUUCGAGCAGUUGGAUAAAGAAAAGUCUAGCGAAGCUAAGCUAAGCAAAGUAACCACAGAGGAGAGUUUGACAACCUCAACAGGCUCGAGUGGACGCGCUUUGAUAGAAGUGCAGCCCUCAGGCAGCGAAGAUCCAGACGAGUCUAGCAAGGAAAUACCAGAAAUAGUGAAUACUGUUGUAGAGAAAACAGUGGAUAAAUUUGAGCUGCCGCUAGAAAAGAGCGAAUGGGAGUUCUCCGAAAAGGCAGCGGGUAAGCCCAAGGUGGUGCAUUCACCACAGCAGCAGCCACAGGCAGAGGCAAAAACAUUUGAGGAGCAAGAGCAGCCAAAAGCUGUAAAGGUGGAGUUUGAGCUCAGCAGUGAGCCACAAGUUUACAGCGCUGGCGAGGAUCUGUCCUCCUUUAUAGGCAUACCAGAGAUGCAAGUUUCAAGCAUCGAUAGCACACAACCACCCGAAGGACUCUUUGAGACAAGCGUUAAGGAAUCUUUGAAUAGACAAGCAGCCAUGGCUUAUUAUGCGCCAGAGCAGCCAAGCUCAUUAGGAUUUGUAUCCACAGGCACAGCUGAGGACUUUAGCUCCAUGGAGGAGCAUUCGACUAAGGAGGAACACGCUUCAUUGGGUUUUGUUUCGACUGAAACAGCAGAGGACUUUAGUUCUAUGGAGGAUUACUAUACGGAGCGUUUAGCUAGCGACACUGUUGUGGCAUCUGUCUCUGAUAAAUCUCUGGAGCAGCAGCCCAUUGACUUGGUAGUGCAACGCGUCAAGUCCGCUGCUACGCCAGACUCUACAAAUCGUUGGUCCAUACCCGAUGUGGAUAACUCUAGCUCCAGCGAUAGUUUGGCCAAGACGCAAAGUCGUCCGCUCUCCUCUGAUAUAGAAAAUCUGCUAACAGGCACAGGCACAUCGAGCGAAUAUCAAACAGCACGCGAGUUCACCUCAACUACUUCCUAUCGCGAUGGUACGGAGUACAUAAGUGCAGUAAGCACCUUGAACAGCAGCAGUGGCAAGUCCAUAAGCUCGCAUGAGAGCAUGCGCAGCUUGGACUCACAGUCGGAAAUGUCGGCUAAUAUACUAAGCUUUGAUGUAUCGGAAUUGUCUGAAACUUUGGUAGCUUCUUCAACAGAAGCGGACGCCUUGGAGGCCGAAGAGCUGGCCAGACUUAAAGAGCUGCGCGCUGACGAUGAUGAUAGCGAUGAAAGUUUGGAGCUGAUUGCUCAAGCUGCAGAGCAGCAAAGUCUUAUGAAGCGUUCGCAGGAAAUGAUAUUCAAGCCCAAGGCAGAAAUGGAAAUGGAAACUGUGCAAAUUGAAGCGUAUCCAAAGCCCAAGGAAGCGGAACGCACUUGGGGUCUAGCGUAUCCUUUGGCCGAAGAGGAACCUAAAGUAGACAGUCCACGUGAUGUUGAGGAUAUAUUGCUCUACCAUGGCGAUGCUAGAAAGUCCAUUGAUGACAGCAAGCUGGCUUCCAGCUUGGAUGAGGGCAGCAUUUUGUCCGUCAGCAUGUCCAGCACUUCAAACAUCGAUACAGUAGUGGAGAAUUUGGAUGAUUUAGUAGGUUCCGUGGGCUCAGCUUCGUUGACAGGCAUUGAAGGUUUCCAAUAUGCACAUGAGGAGCUGGCGCCAGCAGCAGAUGAAACUACAUUUGUCAUGGAGCUGGAGAGCAAAGAGCAUUCGCCAUCAGACUCUAAUGCCAGCACGCCACCUGGCGGUGAGUCCAAGCGACGCGGUCAUAAGCGCAACGAGAGCACCACCAUAGCAGCUGAGGAAUUGAAACAGCUGGAUAAGGAAUUGGCACCGCUGGGUGGUGAGGGUAAGGAGUCGGAAAGUGAGUCCGAUACAGAUCCUUAUGAGUCGGAGUACGCGCGUCAGUUUCGUUCACCCAAGGAGCGCAAGCAUAAGAAGCGUAAGCAAGCGGCAGCGGAAAUGGAUCACAGCGCUGAACUAGAGAAGCGUCCAUUUACGCCCUCGCAGCUGGUGGCCGAGAUUAUAGUAGAAGACAGCGCUACCGAGGAGCUGGAAGCCGAAGCGGCUAUGAUAGAAGAGCGACGACCUUCGCAGAAUAUGCUGGACUAUUCCAACAUACCAGAUAUAAUGGUUACAGAGCAUGUCAAGUCACCCAUCGAAGAGGAGCAGAGCGAUGAUUUUCCGGAGAAAACUUUGUAUAAAGUGCGCACCGAGGAGCAGCUGAACAAGGCGAGCGCAGAGGAGAAGGAAUUGGAUUUUCAGCGACGCGUGCAGGAGCAGUAUAAGCAAAAGCUAGAGGAGCUCAAGCGCGCUGAAGUGGGCGCUGACUAUGAUGACAGCAGAGCUGCAGACUCACCGGACUCAUUCGAAAUGGUGGAGCAGCCGGAUAUAAGCGAUGAAUUCGUCAUCAUCGAAGAGGUGGCCAAGGAGGCAGGCGAAGUGGACUUGGGUGGCAAAAGCAUCAAAAUCAAACCAACCAAAUACGAACAAAAACAUGACGCAGAUGUGGAAAAGAUUAUAAUCAAGAGCGCACCUGCAGAUCCCAAACUGGGCUCACAGCUCUACAAAGAUGAUUUGAACUUUGAGUUUGAGGAGAGUCCACCCACUGGCGCCAGCAGCAGCAGCGAGCCGCAGGAGGAGAGCGACAAUAGCGAAACUGCAGCAGCGAACAAGCGUUGGGUGGAAAUGCAAUUGACGGAUACACAGCUGCGUUAUCCUUAUGAUUUAACAGGCGCAGUGCUGGAGGAUAUCAAAGAGGAGGACGGUGAAUUUGAAGUGGGCAGCAGUCGCAUAAGCAGCUUCAAGGAUUCGUUUUCAAGCACGCCGGAGUAUGAUAUGGCAGCUCGUCGUUAUCAUGCGCGUGGUGAGCAUGACGAUGUGUCCAUGAGCAGCUUGCAGGAAUUCGAGUCACUGGAGCAGGCCAUAUCGCUGGAGAAUCGCACGCGUGCAGCUGCUGGUCAUCAAGGCUCAACAGAUUCAAGCAAUGGCAGCUUUACUCGACGCUAUAUGGUCAGACAUAGCGCGAGCGGCACAGCGCCAGGCGAUGAUGUAUCCAUCAGCAGCCUAAAGGACUUUGAGGGCUUGGAGAAUGCUUGCAUUGAAGCGCAUUUAAUUGAAAUCAAAGCCAAGGAGGAGGCAGCGCUGCUGUCGCGCUCCGAUGAGUCGAACAAAUCAAAUGGCAGCGAUAAUGGAGCCGCUGGCAAUGUGGUAAUGACCAAGGUUACACGCACAGUUACCCGCACUGAGGUGUUGCCUGGUGGACAACAAGCGCAGGAUUUGGAACUAUUGCUCAAGCAACAGCUGGAGGAUAAGGCAACGGUUAAGCUGGUGGACUUGACCAGCACAGAGCUGGAUACGAAAUCAAAGAUUGACAGUCAAGAUUCGGAAAAGGACAGCAUUGAUAGCAUGGAAAUACGCAGCAGUCAUGACAUGAUGACCAGCAGCAUGGAGAGCUUUGAUAUAUCCAAAGAUGCAACCACACGCUCUGACAUUGACUCGUUGGAGAUUGACAAGCGUCAUUCGCGUCAGGAGAGCAUCGAAUCGUUUGCGGAUGAGCAGCUGGACCUGAUGUCCAAGCUGGUUAGCGGUGGUGCGGGUGGUGUAACGCUAGGCGAUGGUUUGACUACGACAACAACAACAACGACCACCAGCACCGAUGCGGAUGGUCAGGAGCAUACAGUAACGCGUGUUAUAACCACAACAACGGUGACAGGUGGCGGCAGUGGCAUAAUGGAGCUGCCGCUGGACGCCAGCAGCAUGUCUAAGGAUGUCUCAGUGGAUUCACUCUGCAUAGAACAAACAACCAGCUCGGCAGGCACAACGGCUACGUAUCAAACCAGCGCUGGCAACUCACAAAUGUCUGGCAGCAUUACCAGCUGUGCCUCAAGCACGCUCAUGGAGGAUUCGUAUCCUGGCAUGCCGACUAGCAUGUCAAGCUCACAAAUGUCGGCCAGUUUUUGGUCGCACGAUGAGUCCACCGUAGUUGAAGAUGAAACAAACAAGACGCAGCAGCAACAACAACAACCACCACACAAAUCUUAAACAACAACAAAAAGAAAGUGCGCUAAAUUAAUAAUGGCUAG